ACUGGUAUAGGCGAAGCAAGCGACGGGGAACCUGUGAGCGAGAAAAAAGAAAAGGAAACUUGCGAAGCAGCAGCAGCAGCAGCCGCCGAAACGAAACUGGACCGCAGAAUCCUUAUCCUUUUAUCGUUUCUUGGAGGAUUGAAAUACUUCGUCCCCCCCUCCUCCUCCGCUCUUGUGCUGCUUCUGCAACACCAAGUUCGAUUUUUUCUUGCGGGGGGGCGUUCUUCUCGCUGAGUUCUGUCGUGGGUUGCUCUCGAAAAUUCUUCUCGACCCACUUUCUCUCUUUGCCCAAAUCGAAUAGUUCUGUUUCUGUUCUCCGGGGUCCUUUCCUUCUUCUUGGCCUCGUUUCUUUUUCCACUUUCUUGGGUGGGGUCUGUUAUGGCUGUUGUUCUGGAGAUUCUGAGAGGAGCCACGAGCGGGGCGUUCUUGGGUGAGGCCUUGGUGCUGGUGGCUUGUGUGGGGAUUUCGGUGAUUCUUGGAGUUCUAGUCGGAUGGUCGUGGAGACCCGGGUGGGUUUCUCGAUCUGCGGAGGACAUAUCCGAAGCGCCGACUUUCGCUGACCCUCCAACCGCCAUUUCUGACUCCAGUUCGUCACGGGGCGAGAGAGAGAAAUCGGGCCUUGUCAACGGUGAUGAUUUGGAGCAUCUGUGCCGACUCGUGGAGGUCAAAGAUGGAGGGCCUGCUUGGAUUCAGAUGAUGGAGAAGUCGGUGCCCACCAUGAGCUAUCAAGCUUGGCGAAGAGAUCCUGAGACCGGGCCUCCCCAAUACCGGAGUAGGACUGUUUUUGAGGACGCGACACCUGAAAUGGUGAGGGACUUCUUCUGGGAUGAUGAGUCCCGGUUGAAGUGGGACGAUAUGCUUGUUAAAGCUUCGAUUUUGGAGGAGUGCCCUACUACUGGAACCAUGGUGGUGCAAUGGGUCCGUAAGUUUCCAUUCUUCUGUAGUGACAGAGAAUAUAUCAUAGGCCGACGGAUUUGGGAAUCAGGACGAUCGUACUAUUGUGUUACAAAGGGAGUGCCUUGCUCCUCUGUUCCUAGGCAAAAUAAACCAAGACGUGUGGACCUAUACUACUCAAGUUGGUGCAUCCGUGCAGUUGAAUCUAGAAGAGGCGAUGGCCAGCUAACUGCCUGUGAAGUGUUGCUGUUUCAUCACGAGGAUAUGGGCAUACCUUGGGAAAUUGCGAAGCUUGGAGUACGCCAAGGCAUGUGGGGAGCUGUGAAGAAGAUCGAUCCUGGUCUACGCAAGUAUCAGAAGGAACGAGCCUUGGAGGCUCCGCGGUCACGUUGUGCUUUCCUGGCACAGAUCAAUACUAAAGUCAGCCCAGACUACCUCAAGUCUCUAGAGAGUUCUGGUAAAGAAGAUCCAUCGGAGACUGAAGCCCAUGAUGAGCCGAGGAAACCCUUGGUGCCGAGGCUCCUGUUAGUGGGAGGGGCUAUCGCUCUUGCCUGCAGUCUCGACCGGGGCCUUUUCACCAAGGCCGUUGUAUUCGGAGUAGCUAGAAGGUUUGGAAACGCCGGACGGAGAUAGUGAUCGAAGCAGCUCUUAAUUCCUUGUACUCGACUCAAGGAUGCUGGUAUUUGUGCAGUUUAUAGUUAAGGGAGGAAACCGCCCAACUGGCGUGCUUCCUUUUAAGGGAUAGAGGGAUCUAUCGUAUUUUUGCCGACUCUUUUUUGAUCCAUUAGAUAGAUUCACAUGAGGCAAAAGAGAUCGUGUUGCUGUAAUAUACCAUCAGUAUUAAAUAACAAAAAUGUGAUUACUUUACAGUUACCUUAA
Molecule: messenger RNA, 1773 nt
Organism: Eucalyptus grandis
Lineage: Eukaryota; Viridiplantae; Streptophyta; Magnoliopsida; Myrtales; Myrtaceae
Exons: 6
Coding region: 379-1527 (382 amino acids)
Molecular function (GO): lipid binding
Source: RefSeq, a predicted model, not a curated record